Molecule: messenger RNA, 1039 nt
Organism: Exophiala xenobiotica
Lineage: Eukaryota; Fungi; Ascomycota; Eurotiomycetes; Chaetothyriales; Herpotrichiellaceae
Exons: 4
Coding region: 1-1035 (344 amino acids)
Molecular function (GO): hydrolase activity
Source: RefSeq, a predicted model, not a curated record
AUGGCACAGCUGCCGAUCGACCUUGCAGAAACGCCAGCCGGUACAGAUGUACAUGGCAUGCGCCGCUGGGUCCAAGAAUUGUUUCUAAGCGAAGCUUAUGCCAAGGAAAAGGCUAGAUUCCACGUUCGAAGGCGACGUUCGGUGACUGAGAUCAGCAGAAGCAUUGUCUCCGUUCCACGCUUUGACGGCAGCAACGAGAGUUUCGAUUUGUGGAUCUACGAGCCUCAGAACAAAGAGGCCGAUCCCGAGGCCAAGAGCAGGCCAGAAAUAUUGAUGCUUCAUGGCGGAGGAUGGAUACAUGGUACUCCAAUAGGUGAUGAGCUCUUUGCGGAAAUAUUCGCGUCUGAACUCGGUGCGGUAGUCAUUGGUGUCGACUACAGACUUGCUCCAGAACACCCAUUUCCAGCACCCUUGGAAGAUUGUGUCCGUGCUUUGGAAUGGCUUUCCAAGAACGCAGAGGAAUACAAAGUUGACAUCACCCGCGUCGGUCUUUGGGGUGCUUCCGCAGGAGGAAAUCUUGCAGCGGCUUGUGCUCUCAAGUACGUUGCGGCUACACCUCCGACAGAACAAUGCACUAUACGGCUUGUCAGCCUAGUGGUUCCUGCGACUGCUCACCCGAAAGCAGAAGCCUUGUUCGACCAACAGCGAGUGAGCAAAAAGAGUUGCAACGAGGAACUCUUCGCAAAUGUGCCUCCGUUUCCAGAGAGCGUGUCAAGGGAAAUCGCAACCUUAUACGAGCUGUACCUUGGCGACAAAACUGAUCCAUGCAAUCCAUUUGCAUCUCCAUUAGCGUCAAAUCCAACGCCAGAGCAUCCCCCAACCCUAGUCACCAUUGCGGCCUGUGAUUUCUUGAGACCGCAGGGGCUGAAGUACGCACAACUUCUACGUUCAUCUGGUGUGCAGGUUGACGAAGACGUUCUCCGAGGAGUGCCCCAUGGCUUCACCUUUGCAUUGAACGCAGCCCUGGUCAAGAGCUGGUUUGAAAGGCAGAUCGACGCAUUCGCAUCAGUAUUUGAUGUUGGUGACGCCCCAUAAAUGG